UUUCCAUUGUCGUCGUCGUCGUCGUCGGCUCCGGCGCCGGAGAGGGGGUGACGGUUGGGGGCGUCCGCGCGUCCGUGCCGGGACGCCCGAAUCAAAAUAUAUCGGCUCCUCUCGGCGGACACGUCUUCCGUUCAGUUUGAUGCACAGUCGCCGGACACGACGCAGCAUAGCUAUAUAUUAUAUAAUAUUAUAUUAUAUCUAUGCACGACGGCGAUUAUAUAGAAAAUUAAAACAUUUUAUACGUUGCGUUAUUGUAAGCGACCGACAACAUUAUUACCUAACAUAUGACUUUUUUUUUAUUAUUGUUUUUCGUGUGUUCGUUUUGGAGGCCGUUUGAUUUUUUUUGGCACGGCCGCCGCCGACCGUUGAUAAUAAUAAUUAUUUAGUGUGAUAAUUAUUGCGAAUCGUUUGUCUGCUGCACGGGUCAUCACGCCAAUCGUGACCGACCGAGCAGCGCGAAAUCGCGGUUUUCGGCACUCGUUUUUUAUUUUGUUUUUUAUUUAUUUUUUUUGUUUUGUUUCGUUUAACGCGCUUUUUAAGACUUUUGUUUUUUUUUUAUUAAUUCAAUUUACUCGUGCCAGCAGUCCGUCAUUAUAAUAUAUAAUUAAUAUAUUAUUAUCGUCUUGGUUUUUAGCGGUUCACAGAGUUCUAUACAGAGUUUCACUUCAAUAUUUUCAUAUCGUUUAUUUAUAUUAUAUAGCAUAAUAUAAGACAAUAAUUAUCGUGUUUUAAUCCGUUGAAUUUGUUUGUAUCAUUUCUGACCGAUGUUUGUGUUUCAGGUGUAUAGAACGGAAAACUGCACGACUUGUUUUUUCAACUAACCAAGCUGUAUUGUGUAGCUGCCGUUGGCUUUUCGUCGUAUAAUAAAUCACACACGUUUUAAUACAUAACAUAAUAGUAUUAUAUUAUACAUAAUAUAAUAUUAUUAUAUAGUGCACCAAUUCUACACGCUGUCGUACUAUAUUUGUGGAAAUCACUCGCAGAGCAGAUUUGAUAUACAUUAUUAUUAUUUUAUUCGCUAAUCUAUUUAUUUAAUUUUAUUUAUUACUUUAAGCUAUUUAUCGUAUUUGUAGUUGUUUUUUUUCUUUUUACAUUCAUUAAUAUUACAUUUUAUAGUUUUGUAUUUAUACAUAAUAGCGAUUCGUCUGCGAUACGGUUCACACGCCGUUAUCCGUGGGUUUUAUGUGUUUUUCAACGAAAACGUUUUGUUUCUGAUUCAGCUGCUGUGUAAUCAGCGGUCUCGGCGAUGGCGGACCAACAACAGGAACAGUACGAACAGCAGCACAGGCGUUGGUACGCCGAGUGGAUCCGCAAGCAGUACGACGGGCCGGGCUGCCGGGCCAAGAUCGUCGGUCGGGCCAAGUACGAGCAGAUAGUGCGCGCGGUCAGGGGCGAGUUGCGGCGGGCGGCGGACAACUCCAAGUUCCGGUUCUGGGUGCGGGCCAAGGGUUUCCGGAUGGGAAGACCGACGUCGUCGGGCGCGGCGGCGCAAGUGGACGACUCGGCCGUUUUGUACGUGGUGGACACCAGGAACGGAGGUACGGCGGUCGCAGCGAGCAGCGGAUCCAGGCAGCAGCAGCAGCAGCACUUCGUUUACAAGAAGGUGGCUGUGGUCGACGAGUUCUUCGACAUAAUAUACAGGGUGCACUGCAGCGGUGGAGGUGUUUCGGCACGACACUCGGGACAGAAGCGUACACACCGGAUGAUCAUGGAAACGUACGCUUUUUUACCAAGAGAAGCAGUGACCGCGUUCUUGAUGGGAUGUCCUCAGUGCAGCACCAAUAACUCUACAUCGGCGUCUACUGUCGACGCGUCUGUUGAAGGUUUACAACAGACUUCACACGCCGUUACCAACGUUGAAUUUUUUCAAUGCCCUAACGUAGAGCAAUGGUCGUCUUCAAAGUUUGCGUGUUCCACUCCGGUGAAACAGAACGAGGAAAGUAACAGUGUCGUAAAACCAGAUUCUGUCGAUGGUACGAACUCGAUUGUCGCCACCGAAGUAACCAUGGGGGCUGACAAGGAAAACGUUACGGAUAACGAAUGUCAAAUCGCCGUGGUUGCGACGACGAAGGGUGGUAAUAAGCGUAAACGUACGGUGCCGCUGAAACGUAACGUUCGACAGCCGUGCCAAGUCUUAGAAGCCACCACCGCCGCUAUCACUACAGCCGGAAACUCAAGCUCGGACAGUAGUACUUUGAAGAACAGUAGUAACAGCAGCUGUACGCUAAUGUUAUCGUCAUCGUCAUCGUCGUUGUCGUCCCGUGCAGAAUCGGGUAGUGGUGUGAGUAGAUCGAGUGGAGGUUGGUGGUCAAAAUGGGGAGUGUGUAGUAACGGUAGCAGAUUAAGCGUAAGUAUAGGUGGUAGUGAUUUUAGUGGUGUCAACAGUAACAUGCAACCCUUAGACUUGUCUUCGUCACCACUAUUAACAGUUUCACCCACGCAAACGACUAUUCGAUCGUCGUCGUCUCCGUCCGUUGUCACCGAUGAUUUUUUUUACAAGCGUAAACGCAUACGGCGUAGACGUGUUCGGCCAAAACGUUUGAACCGGUCGUCAUUAGGUCGUCGUGGAGAUAAUUGCGAAGAGGAUGACACGUCGAUGAGUGAUUGCGAUAGUAAUUAUGAGGUAGUUAGAAAUAGUUAUAGAGACAGUGAUAAUGUUGGUAGUUGUGUUAAUGUAGAGGCCGAUGGAAGUAUUAUAGACGAACAACAUACUGCGAUGAUGGGAGAAAAAGUUGACAGUGGAGAGAUAGACGAGGAGGAAUAUGAAGGUCCUAGACCGGCUAAAAUACAAAAACGAAUGCGCGAAGAGAUGGGUGAUCGUAAAUAUAAUAACAAUGAUGACGAUUUCUAUGAUAAAGCGACAUCUGCGGUGACGUCGAUAGUGAAAACAACGGUGGCAACUAUAAACUGUUGUGAUGGUGACAAUAGUCAAGAAAAUGUCGAGGACGCUUUGUCAAGCAGUAUGGUGACGGAAACACAAGAAGAAUUCACUGAAAUCGACAGAACUGAAGGCGAUGAAUCGGACGAAAACCAAGAAAAGAGUGCAGCAUUGCAUUCGCCCAUAAACAAAAGGAUUAAUGGCACUGGCCAUCAUCCUUAUAAUAUGCAUCAUACAUCCAGGAGUAUUAUGAACGGUCUUGCAACGUCUUCAACACCAUCCUCACUAUCGAAGUCGUUAGACACAAUUACUACCAGCAGCAACAGUCACCAUAAUUUCCACCGGCAUUGGUUAGACAUGGCAAACGAUUCUGUCAAUAACAGUAGUAUGAUGGACGUGGAUGGAUCGGCUGAUGACAACUCGAUGGCAGCCGCUGCAGCCGCAGCUGCUGCUGCUCUGCUUUUUAGCCCUCCGUCGUCUGUUGGCAGUGGUAUCUCACCCGGUGGGCCGUUAUCGUCCUUACAUCCCAACUCGCAUCUUGCACAUCAUCACGCUUUGUCACCAUUGGCUCCACUCGCAUUGCCACCUCAUUCGGCUGCGGGUAUCGGGCUAACGCCUGCGCAUCAUCAUCAUCAUCAGCACAUCCAACAACAGCUACAACAGUAUGCAGCGGCUGCUGUUGCCGCAGCCACCGCAGCAGCCGCGGCCGCAGCUGCAGCGUCUUCGGCUGGUGAUUCGACAUCACCACCGCCAAAUUUGCCACUAUCUUUGCCUCCAAUGGCCCAUCACUACAACCAAAACAACAAUAUCAGUGGUACAAACAAACGUCGAAGUACCAGUGGUACAGGAUUGACAGUACAACAACAGCUGUAUCGAAGAAGUGGGACUCCUACGUCCUCCACUACGUCGUCACCUUCACCAAGACAAUUGAAUUCCAAAAAUGACGCUGAUACAACAACAAGCAGCACUGGUUUGCACGAGAACAGCAGCUUUUCGACAUCUGGACUCCCAACUACUACGACAACUGUGCUCUGGCCACCUUUGGGACUUCUCACUGCAGCGCAUCAGCAACAUCAUCAUAGUAUGUCAUCACCUCCAAAAUUUCAGCAACUAUUUGGUUCGUCGGUUAACUCUCUGGCCACAGUUACAGCUGGAUCACAAGUCCUACCAUCGUUGCCACCACCGCCAAUUUCAUCACCAUCAUCUUCAUAUAGGUUACCAUCCAAAGAAACAAAUGGUAUGGCAGUGACUACUACUAACGGUAAUGUUACUGGCAACGAUAUUGGAAUUGGAACUGGUGCUGAAAAUGCAAUGAACGCAGACGAAGAUGACACGGCAAUUGAUGAUGAGGAAGAUGAAGAAGACGAAGAAGAUGAAGAAGAAGAGGAGGAGGACCUUGAUGAUUUUGAUAUCGAAGAAGGUGAAGAAGAUGGUGAUGAAGAAGAAGGAGAAAGAAAUGCAGAUGGUGGUGAUGGAAAUGGUGCACAAACUCGACGAUUGCGCAGGCAACAAGUCAGACGUUUACGACAACUACAGCGUGCUGGUAACAGUAAUAACAAUGCAAACGAUGGCACUGAUUCUGGAAUUACUACAAGCUACCGCCAACACUGGCAACAGCCUUCAACUACCACAACUACUGCUAACUCUUUAUCACAACAGCAACAUCAACAUUCUGUUGGAUCAUCUCAACAUCAUAUUGAUCCAGAGCGUUUAAAAGCAUUCAACAUGUUUGUCCGACUGUUUGUGGAUGAAAAUUUAGAUAGACAAGUGCCUAUCAGCAGACAACCCAAAGAUAAGGUACAGGCAAUUAUUGACUCGUGUGGAAGACAGUUUCCUGAACUUUCAGAUAGAUCACGUAAGCGUAUCAGAACCUAUUUGAAAUCAUGUCGUCGCAAUAAGCGAAACACGCCACAAUCUGGUGGUGUUGCUUCAUCGUCACCUCCUCCGCCAACUAAUCCAUGGCCAACAAAUGGUUCUUCUUCUGAUCCAACUGUGCAGCCGCAAAGACCAACUCCAGCACAUUUAACAAGUGCUCAAGCUGAAACUAUAUUAGCAGUAGCUUGUCAACGAGAGUCGGAUAAUGCCAGACGAAUGCGUCUAGGUCUUGAACCAGUUGCACAGCCUUAUCCAUAUUCGGUUACUCCAACAUCGGCAUCUAAUGUAUUUCAACAACCAUCUGGUACUUUAUUAUUAAAUCAAAAUGGAAACGGCGGAGCUACAUUGCAAAUGUCAUCGACGUCAUCAGACGAAGACGCCGCUGUAGGCGACAGUAGUUUUGAAAAAGCAACUUCUAAUGCUAUUGAAACUGAUAAUGAACAUCGCAAUGGUAACAACGAAGCAGAAAAUCGAGAUGGUUGCGACCGUCGAGAAGUAACCGAAUCUGUUGAAGGAGGUUCUGGUGGCGAUUCUGCAAACAUGACCAACACUGUUAAUGACGAAUUGAACUUGUCAAAUGUGACUAGUGGAACUAACGUUACAUCUUCAUCUCCUAAUAAUAAUGAAAUUGCUGGACCGACCGACCUGAGUGUUAAUAAAUCUUCUUCUGCUACCACUCACAGUAUGGGUACUAGUACUAUGGCUGCUAUUCCUCCAGCACCAACAGGAGGCGGAUACAUGAGCGGUUCUGGUUUUAGAGGUCUCUCUACAUCUACAUCAACUACGACAGUCAACCACCGUCGAGUCAGCAGUAACAACUCGUCUUCGGCUACUGGUAUGCUUCAGCUGUUUCCAACCAUGAACACGGCAUCCAGUAUCUCCAGUGGUACAACUCCCGCGCUUCCAAUACAACCAUCGAUGCUUAACCAAACAACACCGCCAGUACAACCAAGCAGUAAACUUUUGAAUAAAGCUGAUGUUGUAACUGUUAGGCAACUUAUUGCUGGUUACAGGGAAUCAGCGGCUUUUCUAUUGCGUUCGGCUGAUGAACUAGAACACCUUUUGUUAUUACGAGGAUAAUUUUUAUUACAAAAAAAAUGUAGAAUAGUCAAAAAACGUGUUAAAUUUUUUUUUUUUUUUUUUUUAAUAUCUCUGUUUUUGUGUAAAGUACAAACAAUUUUUAACUAAUUUGUGAUUAUUAUUUUUUUUUUUUUGUGUUUGUGUGUGUGUGUGCAAAGCACAGUCAAAAUUCUUUUGUUAUGUUUAGUGUACGAUUUGUUAUUACUUCUUCAUAUUAAUGAAGAGGAGGAUGACAUAGAGUGUACCAACGACAUACGAUAGGAUUUUUGAAUGUGCUAUUUAUAUUAUAUUGUUAUUGGAGUCAAAAAUAAACGUAACAUAAAUAUUAUAGUAUUAUGACUAUUAUUAUAUAUAUAUUAAAUUAUAUAUUAUUAUUAUUAUUAUAUUAUUAUUAUUAUUAUUAUUAUUAUUAUCAUUAUUAUUAUUAUUAUUAUUAUAUUAUUAUUAUUAUUAUUAUUAUUAUUAUUAUUAUUAUUAUUAUAUCAUUAUCAAAAUAAAAGUAUUGGAAAAUAUAA
Messenger RNA from Aphis gossypii (cotton aphid), 6348 nucleotides. Its product is annotated as serine-rich adhesin for platelets. Lineage: Eukaryota; Metazoa; Arthropoda; Insecta; Hemiptera; Aphididae. Bases 1247 to 5833 code for a protein of 1528 amino acids. The record is from RefSeq and is a predicted model, not a curated record. The transcript has 8 exons.